UACUCAUCAGCUUCCUUCUUGAAUCCCUUGGUUUCACUCUCUCACUCACCCUCUACCUACUCAUCCACUUUAGGCAGCCAUGGCCACUGUUGCACUUCUCCUCCGUGCUGUACGACGUCGUCCUGCCACACCAGCCAUGGGCACCCCAGCAUUGGCCUCCUUCUCUGCUUACCGAUAUUAUGCUAGUGAAAGGUCCUCAAAACUUCCAUCAGAACAAGAACAACCAAAAUGGUCCCAAAAAUUGGGAAGCUGCUCGACAUUCAGCGGUUCACAGGGCAGUGUGCGCCCGAUGGUUCAGUUCAAUGAAACAUAUUCCUCAAAUUUGGCAAGCUGGUGGAAAUCACUCAGGUUUGGGUCCUUGUUUGAAACAACUGUAUGCAUACCUGCUAGUGAUAGUGAAGCUGAAUCCCUUGCCAAGAAAUACCCUAAAUGCAAGGCAUUUGGUCGUGACGCUUACGUUAUACACCGUGGUCCUUUUAGUCCGCCUAGUAUGGAAGCAAGUUUUCUGUCGGUAGCUAUUCUAAAAGUUGUUAUACCCCUUUCGGGUGUUGUAGCAAUCGUUAUUCUGUCUCUGACUCUGUAUGCAGCACUAGUUAAGGCGUCGGGGAUGGUUCUGACUGGAUGGUCUCGCCCCAUCGGUUCUUAUGGUUCCGAAGAUGUGCAUAGCUCUUACUCCUCUCCCACAGUUAAGGCCAGUGCAUCUCACUCCAGCAGCAGCUCUUAUGGUGGUUCAGAAGGUGUGGAUGUCCCUGUGUCUUCUCCCACAAUUGAGACUGGAGGAUCUCAUUCCAGCAGGUCUGAUGGUGCUUCAGAAGGUGUGGAUUGCUCGGGAAAAUAGUAGGAAAUGUUCAAAGUUCAAAGCCAACGAUGCAGCCAUGCAUGUUGAGGAAAUAAGAAUGCUUAUUACGCUUACUGUGAGGUCUAUUUUAGUGAAUGUUCUUGAACUAUAUAUCUUUCGAAUAUUGGUCUCGUGGCCAUAACUGAAAUAAAACUACAUUUUCUCUAUAUAGUAGCUUAUUAUUAGCAAUAAGAACACAAUUUAUAGGCUCUCC
Fragaria vesca subsp. vesca is the source of this 1052-nucleotide messenger RNA. RefSeq lists its product as uncharacterized. Bases 80 to 838 code for a protein of 252 amino acids. The record is from RefSeq and is a predicted model, not a curated record. The transcript has 3 exons. Lineage: Eukaryota; Viridiplantae; Streptophyta; Magnoliopsida; Rosales; Rosaceae.